This is a messenger RNA of Micropterus dolomieu (smallmouth bass), 2472 nucleotides long. Its product is annotated as IKBKB interacting protein. The transcript has 5 exons. Bases 102 to 1247 code for a protein of 381 amino acids. NCBI's taxonomy places the organism in Eukaryota, Metazoa, Chordata, Actinopteri, Centrarchiformes, Centrarchidae. The record is from RefSeq and is a predicted model, not a curated record.
GUUCACAGUGGUAAGCUGCAUGGCCACCUUGAGGACAAAAGCUGGCAGCCGCUGACGUGGCUGGCUGGGGCGUUUACGGUGCCUCUUACGCUGUCGCAAAUAUGAGUGUAAAAUUUUGUCAACAGUGUGCUAAAAUGCCUACUGAAGUAAAGCAGAGGAAGAAGACUCAAAAGCAAAGUGAUGAAGGGUCUGAAAGGUCCGCUACAAAUAGCAAAGAUGAAGCGCAGAAAGUGAAGAUGGAAACUGGAAACAUCCCAGGAGCACAUAAAACGUCCUCGAGUUUGGAUAUUAGAAGUAUAUUGUGCUUACUGUCGCUUGCAGCCUGCGGGGCUCUUAGUUGGGUGGUGCUACAACAGAAUGGGAGGUUUUCCGAAAUUGAAGAAAAGUACAGAGUUUUACACGGGAAGACUUCAAGUCUGUUCGACAUGGAGGAAGAAGUCCUGAAGGUUUCUAAAAAGUGUCAGAGCGUCCAGCCAAUGCUGGAGGGUCUCGGGGGCCAGCGGGGGGCUCUGCAGCCACAGCUGGAGGGUUUUGAGCAGGAUGUGAAUCGGUUGAAGGAGUGGGCCUCUGGGUUGACUGAGAAAAGAGCUCAGCUUCAGACCAGCCUAACCGCGCUGAGAGACGCAGUGGGACAGAUCGAAGAACGCACGUCAGCCAUUGCAAAGGACUUUGCCAACAAGGUGGCGUCAGUGAGGACAGACGUGCGCAGGAUGGACGGCCUGCGGUCUGAGCUGGAGUCCCUGCUGACUCAGGUAGGGGAGCUGGAAGACAAGACCGCUCAGGUGGAGCACAGCAUGGUGAAACGCAUCGGGGAUGUUCUGGCCAGCAGCAUUGACCGAGUAUCAAAUCUCCGCGCUGCAUCCGAACGCAACUCUCAGGCCUUAGAGCAGCUUCGCAGACGCAUCCCUGAACUCACCGCCUCUGACAAACGGAUCUCUGAGCGCUUGAACGAACUAGAGAGUGGCAGAGCUCGGCUAAUAAGAACUGUGACCUUCGCCAGCGACCUUAAACCGAAGGUUGCUGCCAUUAAGAGGGACUUUGGGGCGUUUGAGCCUCAGCUGUCAGACCUGACUCUGCGGAUUGGAAGACUGGCAGAGGAUCUUACCAAGAGAGAGCAGGAGAUCACUGAACUGAGACAGACAUUGGCUAACCUCACUGCUGUAGAGGGAGAUUUAGGUGUUACAACUAAACAGGUUCGUGAAAUAGCUGAUAUAUCUGAUAGUGGAGAGAUGCACAGGCCGACAUGAGAAGACGAGUGGAGAGGUAGUCUUCUUUUGGCUUUUCUAUUCAGCAAUUUCAUCUGGCCAACUGUCCUACUACUGCUUAGAACAAACUGGUUUAUUACAAAUUAAAUAAAUAUGAAACUUUGUCUACCAAACUCUGACAGUCUGAUCAGUCUUAAAGCACAAAGCUGGUAACCUGAACCGAUUUAAGAAGAAUGAGUGUGAACAAUCUGGCAGCUAGUCUGUCAGCAUUUCUAACAUCUGCAACAUGUUUUUGAAGUUUGCUCAUGACAACAAUUGUGUCCUGUGUUGGCCACUGUCCAACUAUAUCAGUGUUACCUGUUUGACAUUUGACUACUUUAUUGUUUUUCCACUGUGCUAAACAUUUAAUUUCUUUUCAGAUACCACUCUUGUGUCUUUACAGUAAAUAUGAAGCUACAGCUAGCAGACUGAAAAAAAUAACAGUAAAAUAACCCCCCCUUCUCCCAUUAGAAAGUUGAAUAGUUGUUUUACACUUUGAUUUUUAUAGGUUUACAGAUAAAACUAACAAUAACAUGUCAAUAAUUGAGCUUUAGAGGUGCUUAUUUGCAGGUUUUCUUGCCUUCGGACAGAGCCUGUUUCCAGUAUUUAUGCUAAGCUAAGUGGCUACUGGGUGGAGCUUUAUACAGUCAAGAGAGUGGAAUCAAUCUGCUCAUCUGAAUAUUGACAAGAAAGCUAAUAAGUGUAUGGGUCAAAGCUCCAGCAAUUCUUGUAUUAGAAAGUGGGUUCAGCUUGUGGCUGAGAGCCUGAAGAUUUUAUAAACACAUUGUUGGAGUUUUGACCCCUUAAGACUACUUACACUACUAUACACUAUGUUCUAACCUGGAGAAAAGCUUGUCACCUUUACCAAGUGUGUUUCAAGAAAUUCCAGUUUGUAACCAAAACUAUGUAAGCGCACUUCUAAGCCUCUCCCAGGGCCUCUACGUUCCUUAAAGGGUUUAUUAGCAUACAAAUGCCUUCCAGCUAAAUAGAUAACUUUGAGUUGUUCUGGUGAAGUGGCCACACAACUGCAACCCCAGGCUUUCAACAAGGGAGCACAUUUCUGCAGAACACUUGUGAGAGAGUCAAAACUCAAACGACAUGUUAUCUGUCACUGCGGUGUGCAGAUGAAAGAGCUCAGCGUGUGGAAUUAAGUCUUUAAGAGGUGGAGAAUCAUCGCUUGACUCCUCAUGUGUGAGUAGGUCUGUGUAAUAAAUGGAGCUUUAAGUGA